AUGGAGCUUGUAAAUCGGGACGCUUCUCUUAAGGUGAAGGUUAUCAUUGCUCAUGUUGUUGAGAAAUACCGCUAUAUCAUAUCAUACAAAAAGGCAUGGAUUGCAAAGUGUAAGGCGAUUGAGUCGCUCUAUGGAAAUUGGGAGACAUCUUACAACGAUCUUCCGCAGUGGAUACUGGUAAUGAAAACAUAUCUUCCAGGUACCAUUAUAGAAUUACAAACCCUACCUGUGAUUUCAAAUGAUGGUUCAUACUUGGGUGACCAAAGGAUAUUUCAUCGUCUGUUUUGGGCGUUUAGACCAUGUAUACGUGGCUUCGCGUAUUGUAAACCAAUUGUGCAGGUUGAUGGAACUUGGUUGUAUGGCAAGUACAGAGGGACUCUGCUGAUGGCUGUGGCACAGGAUGGGAACGGAAACAUAUUUCCGAUAGCGUUCGCAUUGGUUGAAAGUGAAACAAAGGAAGCCUGGAGUUUCUUUCUUAAGAAUUUGAGAAUGCAUGUUACCCCCCAAGCAAACCUAUGCCUAAUAUCAGACAGGCAUGAAUCAAUAAAGAGUGCAUACAACAACCCGGAAAAUGGAUGGCAGUUUCCUCCUUCAUCACACGUCUAUUGCAUCAGACAUAUCGCGCAAAACUUCAUGCGGGAGAUUAAAGACAAGGAUCUGCGGAAAAUGGUUGUUAACAUGGGUUAUGCAUUAACAGAGGCAACGUUUAACUACUACCGGGGGGAAAUACGAAGAACAAACAACGACGCUUUAUCAUGGAUAGACAACAUCCCUCGCGAGAAGUGGGCAAGGGCAUUUGACGGAGGGAAACGCUGGGGUCACAUGACAACUAACCUAGCAGAAGCAAUGAACGCCGUGUUGAAAGAAACCCGGAACCUUCCAAUCACUGCGUUGGUCAAAUCUACGUACUAUCGUUUAGGAUCACUAUUUGGUAGAAGAGGCCAUCAGUGGACAAAAAUGUUAGCCUCUGGGCAGGUUUUCACUGAUAACUGCAACAAGGGGAUGGCUGAGGAAGUCAUCAAAGCUAACACGCAUAACGUCAUGCAGUUCGACCGAGAGAGAUUUUAUUUCAUGGUCCAAGAGAAGAUUAAUCAUAACGACGGUCGACCAACCGGAAUGUUCAGCGUUGAUCUAAGGAAACAACACUGUGACUGUGGGAAAUUUCAGGCAUUUCACUUACCUUGCUCUCAUGUAAUCGCAGCAUGUUCGAGCAUACGCCAGGACUAUUACAUUCACAUUCCAGACGUCUUCAAAAUUCGUAACGUCUUCAAGGUCUAUCAGGAGAGUUUCCUAGGACUUCCCCAUGAGGAGAAUUGGCCACAAUAUGAAGGAUAUACUCUUUGCCACGACGACUCUAUGAGAAGGAGGAAGAAAGGGCGCCCAAACAGCACCAGGAUUAGAACCGAGAUGGACGACGUUGAGAAGGAGAAGAGAAGGUGUGGAAUUUGUCGCGAAAUAGGACACAUGCGUAGGAAAUGUCCUAAUGUUGCAGGAUCAUCCCAACGACCUUCCAGAUGA
Messenger RNA from Lathyrus oleraceus (garden pea), 1518 nucleotides. RefSeq lists its product as uncharacterized. The record is from RefSeq and is a predicted model, not a curated record. The transcript has a single exon. Gene Ontology annotation, molecular function: nucleic acid binding; zinc ion binding. The coding region runs from base 1 to 1518 and encodes 505 amino acids. Lineage: Eukaryota; Viridiplantae; Streptophyta; Magnoliopsida; Fabales; Fabaceae.